AUGCUCUCCGCCCGCCGUCUUUACGCUGUCGUUCGCUCGACGUCCGCCCGAAGAUGCUUGCACGCCUCGGCUGUGCGUCGGGCAAUCACCAACCUGGGCAUGCCCGCCAUGUCACCCACCAUGACCGAAGGGGGCAUUGCACAGUGGAAGAAGAAGGAGGGCGAGGCCUUCUCUGCAGGUGACGUGCUCCUCGAGAUUGAAACGGACAAGGCGACGAUCGACGUGGAGGCCCAGGAUGACGGUGUCAUGGGCAAAAUUUUUGCCCCAGACGGCACCAAGAACAUCCCCGUCGGAAAGGUCAUCGCGCUCCUCGCAGAGGAGGGCGACGACAUCUCUAACCUGCAGGCUCCAGCCGAGGAACCAGCGACUCCAAAGCCCGCUGCUGCACCUCCUCCGCCUGCGCCCACACCCGCCCCACCGCCCCCGGCCCCCACGCAAGCUGCCGCCCCUGCGUCCCCAACGGUCCAGCCAGAGUCCGAGCGCCCGCUCUUCCCUUCCGUCCUCCGCCUAUUGGAGGAGAACAAUAUCGCGAACGCGGACGCGAUUACAGGCACCGGCGUACGCGGGAUGCUCACCAAGGGCGACGUCCUCGCAUACCUCGGCCAGGCCAGUGGGCCGCUAGGCACCUUCAAGGAGGAGGAGGAGGCUAAGCCCACAUUCAAGCCGACUGCGACUGCGACUGCGACUGCGACCGCGACCGAGGCCGCGACCACGACUGCUACCGCACCCCCGCCGCAGAAAACGGAGGAACCGCAAGCGCUCGACGGCCCUGCUAUAAGGAGGUUGAUUGUUGGCAAUAUGUUGGCAGCAUCCUUGAAGGCGCGGGGACUCCCAGUCCCCCCUGCGGAUUUCGACUCCAUCAUUAGUGACUAUCUGCCUCCUGCGAAGCCUGCUCCAACUCCUGCUCCCUCUUCUAAGCAGUCUUAA
This is a messenger RNA of Sparassis crispa, 927 nucleotides long. RefSeq names its product Pyruvate dehydrogenase complex protein X component, mitochondrial. The transcript is spliced from 5 exons. Gene Ontology annotation, cellular component: pyruvate dehydrogenase complex. Gene Ontology annotation, molecular function: dihydrolipoyllysine-residue acetyltransferase activity. The record is from RefSeq and is a predicted model, not a curated record. Lineage: Eukaryota; Fungi; Basidiomycota; Agaricomycetes; Polyporales; Sparassidaceae. Gene Ontology annotation, biological process: pyruvate decarboxylation to acetyl-CoA. Bases 1 to 927 code for a protein of 308 amino acids.